This is a messenger RNA of Lodderomyces parapsilosis, 1407 nucleotides long. RefSeq lists its product as uncharacterized. NCBI's taxonomy places the organism in Eukaryota, Fungi, Ascomycota, Pichiomycetes, Serinales, Debaryomycetaceae. Bases 1 to 1407 code for a protein of 468 amino acids. The record is from RefSeq and is a predicted model, not a curated record. The transcript has a single exon.
AUGUCGCAACCAGAUGGUGAUGAUACCACACCACUACUAUCACACAAUGAUGCUCCAGAGAAUCCCUUAAUUCUAGCAACAUCCAGCUCAUCGAACACGAAACCAAACACAAACACGAAUACAACGGAUGUGUCAUUGGCGAAGAAGAAGCAAGGUACAAGUACUCCCACUGUAUCAUUAGGCACAACUACAAAAGCACACUCCAAAAUGUCUAAAUCAAACAAAAUAGGAUUACAAAGAACAAGUAGAACGUCACAGAAACUAAAACUAUUACCAGAGGACCCUAAUUUGGAUGACAUUACCAAGGGACAAGUAACUUCUGGUGAUGACGAUGACGAUGACGACGAUGACGAAGGAGAUGAUAUUUUUGCAACACGACCAACAAGAGUUUAUUCUCAAGUAAAACGAAUCACCAACGCGUUUGCUCGUAAGGAUGCUGAGACUUUGGGAAAACUGCAUAGGGAUUUAUUGCCCAGAGUCACGGCGUAUUGUACUUGUGCAUCGUACAGAAUGAAGGAUUUGUUAAGAUGGUUAAAGGAUAGGAAGAGAAUUCACAAUACCAGUCCUAAAUUGUUUGAUGAAUGUUUGUAUACCCCAUUUACGUAUAAGGACUGGAGAAGUGAUAGCAACAGCAAUAGCAAUGGUAAUGAUGAGGAUGGCAAUGGACAUAAAUUGAUUAGGUUAGCUGACGAAGGUGGUGAAAUCGACAUGGGUAAAAGGUCUGAUUUAUUUGUAUUUGAAUAUGGUGUUGUCAUCAUGUGGGGAUUCACUCAAAAAGAAGAAGCUGCAUUCUUGGAGGAUUUGGCCAAGUUUGAAAGUGAAAAACUAUCGGCCGAAGACAUUCAAAUUGAGGAGUUUAACUACUACAUUACUAAAUCUUAUCAACCAAGGAUAUACAAUGAUUUCAUUACAUUGAAAGAUGACGAAAACUACAUGUUGAAACUAUCGAUAUCUCAUGCACUUGCCCAAUCAGUUAAAAUAUCUUUAUUUGAAGAAUUGGUCGACAAUACCAUUGAAGAUACUCAAGAUAUCCCUCAACAGAUUGCCCAUACCGGUAAAGUGGAAAUGUCAAGGGACGAAAUCAUGAAGUCUAUUGGAGAAUUGUUCAUUUUAAGGAUCAACAUCAAUUUACACGGUUCAGUAUUGGAUUCACCAGAACUUAUGUGGGCUGAACCUCAUUUGGAACCAAUUUAUCAAGCCACUAGAGGCUACCUCGAAAUUAAUCAACGUGUUGAAUUGUUGAAUCAAAGAUUGGAAGUUAUAUCGGAUUUGUUGCAGUUGUUGAAGGAGCAAUUGGGUCACUCGCAUGAGGAGAAUUUGGAGUUUAUCGUCAUUGUUCUUGUUGGGGUUGAAGUUUUGGUGAGCAUUGUCAACAUCAUUGUUGAUGUUUUAACAUACAAGAAAUAG